AGAGGGCUGAGUGUGUUUGGGUUCAGUGGGAGCUGACUGGGAGCAGAGGAGACAGGCUGGUUAGAAACAGGAAGUGUCUUACUCCCUCUCUCUGUCUGUUUGUCUCCGUGUCUCUCCACCCUCAGCUAAACUCCACCCUCUGACAGAACCAGGAAAUCCCCUCCCUCCUCCCACAACAGUUGUUAUUCUGAAGAAACGAAACUUAUCUCUCUUUCACUCCCUCUCUCUCUCUCUCUCUCUCCACCUGUGUUUCUGUGUGAGAGAGAGCGACCGUCACUACCACUCCAGCAUGGCCCAGCAGGGAGUUGUGCUGGACCAGGACCAGUUCCGCUGUUCCAUCUGUCUGGACCUCUUUAAGGAUCCUGUCACCCUCGCCUGUGGUCACAGCUACUGUAGCAGCUGUAUCGAGGGCUGCUGGGACCAGGAUGAGCAGAAGGGAGUCUACAGCUGCCCCCAGUGCAGACAGAGCUUCACUCUGAGGCCUGCUCUGAAGAGGAACAACAUGCUGGCUGAGGUGGUGGAGAAGCUGAAGGAGACAGGAGGAGCCCAGGCCGCCCCCUCUGAGCUGACCAGUCCAGCUGGGCCAGGAGAGGUGACCUGUGACCUCUGCACUGGGCCAGGGCAGGAGAGAGCCCUCAAGUCCUGUCUGGUGUGUAUGGUGUCCUACUGCCAGACUCACCUCCAGCCCCACUACCAGGUUCCUGGGCUGAAGAAUCAUAAGCUGGUGGAAGCCACGUCUGGACUGCAGGAGAUGAUCUGCUCCAGUCAUGACAAGCUGCUGGAGGUCUUCUGUCGGACGGACCAGCAGUGUGUCUGCAUGCUGUGUACCAUGGAAGAACAUAAAGGACAUGACAUGGUGUCACUCAAAGCUGAGAGGAAGGAGAAACAGGACAAGCUGGUCCUGAGUCAGCAGGAAGUCCAGCAGAGAGUCCAGCAGAGAGAGAAGGAGCUGAAGGAGCUCCAACAGGCUGUGGAGUCUUUCAAGCUCUCAGGCCAGGCAGCAGUGGAGGACAGUGAGAGGAUCUUCACUGAGCUGAUCCGCUCCAUUGAGAGAAGGCGCUCUGAGGUGAAGGAUCUGAUCGGAGCCCAGCAGGGGGCAGCACUGAGUCAGGCUGAAGGACUGCUGGAGAGACUGGAGCAGGAGAUAGCUGAGCUGAGGAGGAGAGACGCUGAGCUGGAGAAGCUCUCACACACAGAGGACAACAUCCACUUCCUCCAGAAGUACCAGUCUCUCUCCAGUACCAGUGUAUCUUCAGAUGUCCCCAGCAUCUCUGUUCCUCCUCUUCAGUACUUCAGACAUGUGACUGAGGUGGUCUCUGAGCUGAGAGACAAACUAGAGGAGCUGAUCCAGAGAGAGUGGUCCAACAUCUCCACCAUAGUCUCCACAGUGGAUGUGUUCCUGCCUCCAGAGCCCAAGACCAGAGCAGACCUCUUACCAUCUUCCACAGUGGAUGUGUUCCUGCCUCUAGAGCCCAAGACCAGAGCAGACCUCUUAUCAUAUUCCUGGCAGCUCACUCUGGACCCAAACACAGCAUGUACAGACCUCUCUCUGUCUGAGCAGAACAGGAAGGUGACACUUCUAAAGCAGCAGAAGCCAUAUCCUGACCAUCCAGAGAGGUUCACCGAUCACUGGCAGGUGCUGUGUAGAGAGGCUCUCUCUGGACGCUGUUACUGGGAGGUGGAGUGGAGAGGUGACGGUAUUGACAUAGCAGUCUCAUAUAAAGACAUCCGCAGAACAUGGGGUCACUCUGGCUUUGGUGACACUUCCGAGUCCUGGAGGUUACGCUGCUCUAGAGAUGGUUACUGGUUCAGACAUAACUAUGUUGUUACUGCAGUAUCAGGCCCUCAGUCCUCCAGAGUAGGAGUGUACCUGGAUCACAAGGCAGGUACUCUGUCCUUCUACAGUGUCAUCUUUGAAACAGUGACCCUCCUACACAGAGUCCAGACCACCUUCACCAAGCCACUCUACCCUGGGCUUGGUUGGUAUAGUAGCAGUGCAGAGAUUAUGAAGCUGUGGUAGAGGGUCUUGUAGAGGAGUGAUACCUUCAUACCAUCAUACAUAACCCUGUAAUUGUUUUAGUUGGUUUAUAAACAUUGUUCUUUUGUUGUAUAAUUCCUGCUCUUUCACCUUAAUGAUUGUAUUUGAUCAUUUAGUCUUGGCUCUACUGGACAAUAGAAAUCACUGUCUACUUCCUCUCCUGCUACUCAGUAAAUAGAGUUUUAACUAACGAUGUGUUGUAAUGUUUGGGUACAUGUGCUACUCACUAUUGAGAUGGAAGUGUUUAUAACUGCUGUUGUUUAAGUGAUCAGUUCAUAGUUGUCUCUCUGCUACAUUAAACUCCUGGUGGUGGUUAUAAUGGACCUGAACAGCUGAAUAAAGACAUGUGAAGCUAAAA
Hypomesus transpacificus is the source of this 2396-nucleotide messenger RNA. Its product is annotated as E3 ubiquitin-protein ligase TRIM16-like. The record is from RefSeq and is a predicted model, not a curated record. Gene Ontology annotation, molecular function: protein binding; zinc ion binding. Lineage: Eukaryota; Metazoa; Chordata; Actinopteri; Osmeriformes; Osmeridae. Bases 290 to 2020 code for a protein of 576 amino acids. The transcript is spliced from 7 exons.